Messenger RNA from Mus musculus (house mouse), 2251 nucleotides. RefSeq names its product RIKEN cDNA 1110025M09 gene. The record is from RefSeq and is a predicted model, not a curated record. NCBI's taxonomy places the organism in Eukaryota, Metazoa, Chordata, Mammalia, Rodentia, Muridae. Bases 376 to 819 code for a protein of 147 amino acids. The transcript has a single exon.
GUGCGAGGGGCCGGGCCUAAACCAGGCCGGGAGGAGGGUACAGCAACACUGAUCCCACGAGCACGUCCGCUGCAGCGAAUUCUCGGGAACUCACAGCUCUACAGACGCAGUCCCCAGCCCGCCACGGCGAGCCCCUGCCCAGCCGAGGUCUCUCGGAGCUCCGCCGCCGCCAUCAGCUUCUUCCUCCUCGGCGCUGUCCUCCUCCUUCUCAUCGCCACAAGGAGGCGGGGGCGAAAAAGGGGGAGAGGAGGAGGCGACCAGAGACACUCACCUCCUCCCGGUGCCCCCUCCCGGGCCUGCGCCCCCACCCUGAGAGCCGCCCUCCUCCUCCUCCUGCCGCUGCGCUCCGCGCCGCCGCUGCCGCACCGGCCCCUAAUGGCCACACUGAGCUCAGCCGAGCCGAGAGCCAGACUGGCGCCGGGGCCGCCUCACAUCGCGCAGCGGACAAGCAGAGGCGCAGCAGCGACGACGCCGAGCGUGGAGCUCGCCGGCCCGAAGGGCCAGGGGGGCCGGGCCGGGCCAAGCAGGGCCGUCCGCCCGCAAGCCCGCGCUGACGCCGAGCCCACCGACGCGGCCUCUCCGCGCGCCGCGCUUCUCCGCCUCCACUCGCAAGCCCGGGGAGGAGAAAUCAGUCCGGCCGCCUCCCUGGCCCUCACCCCCCCGGCAGCCAGGUGCCUGCCGGGGGCUCGGCUCGGGGGCCGCCUCGGACGGCGGGCAGAGGCGCCGCGGGGCGCGGGCUUAUGUAAUGGUUUCCCCCCCUUAGGCGUCGACGCCGGCCCGGGCUGCGGUGGGGGUGUGUGCGGGCAAGGAGGGGACUGAGGGUCGCCUCAGCCUUUGCGCCCCGGGGCCCCCAACCACUGUCUCGGUCCCGGCCGCUGCUCUCCAGCCAGGUACCCUCCUCACUCCCUGCUCGCGCAGUUCGCACUCAGCCGGGCGUCCCGCUUGCCCCACUCUCUCUCUCCCGGUCCCUCUCCGCUCUCUCUCCUCCUCCCCCCACCCCCCCCACAGGCUAGCACACAAACAAGAUGGCGGCUGUUGUUUCUUGCCUCUGCCGAAUCCUCCUUACAGGAUAGCGGUAGCGGCGGCGGCGGCCGGAAAUGAGCCAAGAUUGGGGGGGGGGGGAGGUGAGAGGGGGAGGGGCCGAGAAACAGGGAGGCGGGGCGAGGGCGGGGCCUCUGCCUUGCAGCUCACACAAUGGGGGAAGCGGCGCCGGGGGCGGUGCCGGCUCCAAUCACGGGAUCCGCCCAAGGGCCCCAACGCGGUAGGCGCUUCCGCAAACUCCCCCGGCGUCACUCGGUGGCUCCCUUUAAAGGGGAGGUUUUGAAAGAAGUUGUGGGGGGGGGGGGGGUCCGGGGUGAACUUAGAACGUAUUUUCGGUCGGUGGACAGUUAGGUGCCUGGGCUGGGUCUCUGAGCAGAACCGAGUCAAAGCUCAGGCGCUCCUCUGCGAAAACAAGGAAAACCACGGUCAGAGCUCCCGGGGUUUGCCCUCUCAGGUUGAUCUUUGGAACCCCAUUAAAUCCGCCAAACACCUGUGUUUCAUCGUAGACACACAUUCCAUCCUCUUCAUAGCCUUCUCGAAAGCAGCAGUUCAUAUCUCAAAGUCACAUUGCUAGUCCUUUAAGUUUUCUCUGAAAUGUCUAAUUCAAGAAUGAAAAAUUUGGAUUACGAUAUUGUUAGUUAAAAAACUAGGAGGGGGAGGACCACAGCAGUGGGAGGCUGUUUAGGGCUAGACCCUACCUACAUUUUUGCCCAUCACGUGUCCACACAUCCUUACCAGCUACCACUCUUAAAAAAGAAUCCUUGAGAACUACUUUUCUGAACCUGCCUGAAACUUCCAAGGUCUUUUGAAGGUAUUUUCCACCCAUCUCUAGCAGAUGAGCUUAAUAAAAGGCCACUUUCUGCAGUGCCUUCAAUGUAAAUAUGGGAGAGGACAAAAAAAUGUUAUGUGCUAAAAAAAAUUAUAACACUAGAAAAAUGUGAGGAAAUGCUCCUAAGUCUAGUGUGUAGGGCAGCCCAAUUCGAAGCAGAAAGCAGGGGGUAUGCUUUUAGGGUUCUCAAAUUACAGGACUUCUGUGUUUGGGAUCCUCAAAUAUAGGGAAAGUACCAAGGUUCUAUGUGACACUGAAGGAAACCUUCGAGACAUUACCUAUUGUAUAGGUAGUUUGCCUACUAUUCCUGUGGCCUUAACAGUUCAGUCACCAGUACUACCAAGAAAAUAAAUUUUUUCUCAGAUCUAUUUUUUAAUUACA